AUGAAGUUGCAAUUGUUGUCAUUGCUUGUGUUGCUGGUGCCAAGCAUCAGCGCCGAAAACGGAGUAUUCUAUGCACAGGUGUACCGGGACGGUGUUGACGUCGUCAGCAACCCGGAGUUGAUCUCGCGGCACGUCGAGGCCGUUGCGGCCAGACACGAGCUGUCCCGCCGGACCGUUGAGGACGAGGAGCUCCAGGUGGGCGGCGGCAAGUUCAGCGCCAACGUGUACAACUUCGAGAACUUUCAGUAUUCGGUGGACAUCACCCUGGGCACGCCUGCUCAGAACUUCCGGGUCGCGCUUGACACCGGAUCCUCGCUCCUGUGGAUCCCCUCGGAUAGGUGCACGUCGCAGAUCUGCAGAACGCGCAACAGAUACCGCUCGGGCGCCUCGUCAACGUUCAAGGCGACGGACAAGACUUUGAGGCUGCAGUACGUCAAGGGCGACGCGAAGGCGCGCGUCAGCUACGACACACUCUACUUCGCGGGCGCGAAGAUCGAGAACCAGGGCUUCGGCGAGGCCGAAGCCAUCGGCGACGACUUCUCGGGCGCCCGGUUCGACGGAAUCAUCGGCAUCGGCUACCCCUCGAUCGGCUACGGCAUCAAGCCGCCCAUCAACACCUUGAUCGACAGCGGCGGACUCAAAGAUCCUAUGUUCGGAAUCUAUAUCUCGAACGCCCAAAACAGGAACUCGCCCGUGGGGGAGAUCGUCCUAGGAGGCUAUAACACCCAAAAGUUCAAGGGCGACAUAAAGUGGCUCCCCGUCUUGAGAAAGGCGUUCUGGGAGACAGAUCUGUCCGCGUUCAAGGUCGGCAACUUCGCGCUGGACGUCCAGGGCCUCACUGCCGUCUUCGACACGGGCUCCUCGUUCAUCAUCAUGCCCGAGGACACCUACACGGACUUCGUGUCGCAGUUCCCCGGCGCGAGCCACGACGACGGCACCGACUAUGUGGACUGCUCCACCGUCAACUCCGGGCCCGACCUAACCCUAGAUUUUGGCGGCGUGGCCCUGAAGCUCUCGGCCCGGGACUACGUCAUGCAGCUGGGCAGGAACACGUGUAUCCUCGCCGUCUCGGGCAACUCCCGCGUGACUGGAGAAGUGAUCCUGGGCGACACCUUCCUCAGAAGAUACUACACCAUCUACAACUUCGGCGACAACACGAUCGGGGUUGCGUCUGCAGUGUAG
Messenger RNA from Eremothecium gossypii ATCC 10895, 1182 nucleotides. RefSeq names its product ACR143Wp. The record is from RefSeq and is marked provisional. NCBI's taxonomy places the organism in Eukaryota, Fungi, Ascomycota, Saccharomycetes, Saccharomycetales, Saccharomycetaceae. The transcript has a single exon. Gene Ontology annotation, molecular function: aspartic-type endopeptidase activity. Gene Ontology annotation, cellular component: fungal-type vacuole. Bases 1 to 1182 code for a protein of 393 amino acids.